Mus pahari (shrew mouse) is the source of this 2052-nucleotide messenger RNA. It is a transcript of the gene Med20, whose product is annotated as mediator complex subunit 20. The transcript has 4 exons. Gene Ontology annotation, cellular component: mediator complex. Lineage: Eukaryota; Metazoa; Chordata; Mammalia; Rodentia; Muridae. The record is from RefSeq and is a predicted model, not a curated record. Gene Ontology annotation, molecular function: transcription coactivator activity. Bases 97 to 735 code for a protein of 212 amino acids. Gene Ontology annotation, biological process: regulation of transcription by RNA polymerase II.
GACCGCUUCCUGUGCUUAGGGGACCACCGUUGGUGUGGAAGGUCUGGGUUCUCUUGAGUUCGAGAGUUUGGAGGCGCCACUUUUUGACCCUUCGCCAUGGGAGUGACAUGUGUGUCCCAGAUGCCUGUGGCUGAGGGCAAGAGUGUCCAGCAGACAGUGGAGCUCCUCACCAAGAAACUGGAGGUGCUCGGAGCAGAGAAACAAGGGACAUUUUGUGUGGACUGUGAGACUUACCACACAGCUGCCUCCACCCUGGGCAGCCAAGGCCAGGCUGGGAAGCUGAUGUACGUGAUGCAUAACUCUGAGUACCCACUGAGCUGCUUUGCCCUCUUUGAGAAUGGCCCUUGCCUCAUUGCUGACACCAACUUCGAUGUGCUCAUGGUGAAGCUCAAGGGCUUCUUCCAGAGUGCCAAGGCCAGCAAGAUUGAGACCCGGGGCACUCGCUACCAGUAUUGUGACUUCCUGGUGAAGGUGGGCACGGUCACAAUGGGGCCUAGUGCCCGUGGCAUCUCUGUGGAGGUGGAGUAUGGCCCUUGUGUGGUGGCUAGUGACUGCUGGAGCCUCCUGCUUGAGUUCCUACAGAGUUUUCUAGGUAGCCACACGCCAGGGGCACCCACAGUAUUUGGGAACAGACACGAUGCAGUCUAUGGUCCAGCAGAUACCAUGAUACAGUACAUGGAACUCUUCAACAAGAUCCGAAAACAGCAGCAAGUGCCCGUGGCUGGGAUCCGUUAGUGACUGGCAGCUGCCCACCUGCUGAGCUGUUACCAGGGUACUGCCCAGGCCCACGUGCUGGACUCGGUCCUGGGCCCCUAGCCCAGCUGGUUGCCAGCUGUAGCUUGUGUUCCGGGGCUUUGGCCGUCCCUCCUGACCCCAUCACAGCUGUUUUUUACUUCAUGCUUUAACUGGAUUUGGCUGGUCCUCAAGAAUGGUAACUGUGAAGAAUGGAAAAGCUGUAGGGCAAGAGGUAGGACAGGGUUGUCCCUGUGGGCACUGGAGCUGUGUCUCCGGGUGCGGAGGAUGUGGUAUAGGCUGGAUGUCUGUGCGUGUGGAGCUCCCCUUUGCUUGAGGAUGUGGCUGGCCUCUCCUGGAGAUGGUUGGGUGGCAGGACUGGAUUGUUGGCUGCUAGAGUGUCCCUUUCAUUCUUUGGACACUGAUAUCUUCCCAUACUGUUUUAAAUUAUGUGAACUUGUAGGCCAUGUUGCUAUAGCAGAACCAAAAGCAGAGGGCUCUUACUGCACAGUUUAUUUUUCAUUAAUAGUUCACAGGCAUUCACUUCCCCAGAGCAGAAUGAACUCCACAGGGUUACCAGGAACUUGGCUUCUUAUGUCUUACUGUUCCUAAUAUCAUACUGUCCCAAAAUGCUUUCCUUCCCACAGGAUCAGAGUGCUCAGUAGCUCUGCGCCCACAGUCCGCUGAGGAGACUGAGAGGGCUGGUUUUCAGAGUUGCUCAAGUCACUGUGGACACAUGUUCCUGACACUCACCACUCAGGUUUUUCAGGGUGCCUCCUAGAUUGACUUGUUCUCUUGCUUGAGCCCUGAACUCAUUGACACUAUUGCUCACCUGCCUCACACCUACUACAGAGACAUUUAACAGAGACAGGCUCAGGAAAGCUGUUCAUCUACAAAGUGUCAGGCUGUCAGUAAGGAGCCCAUCCUCAGAGCACAGCUAGGCAGACAGACUUGCCAGCGCACUUGGGCCGCUGCUCUGAGGGACUGGUCAUUCUUGUCCCCUAGCUUUGGCUGGCAGGACAGCUCAUCAUGCCUUCCUGGCUGUGCCUCUGUUAUCCAGUUGUUCCCUGUUACUUCCUCUUGGUUUUGUUGUUACUCUUACUGUUCUGUAAAAACUGAGGUGUUUUAGAUACCACAAUAAAAAUUUACCAACAUUACAGUUUUGGCUUUCUGUUCUGUAUUUGGUCUUGUUGCAGUCUACUUCGUGCUUUGUACUGAAAACACAGAUGUUAAUUGAAGUGGUAAAUAUGGAGUCUAAGUUCCUACAUAAGGGCUCAGUUUCUAAAAGAUAGAGAGAAGCAUAAACAGUCUAGCAUCUUG